AUGGCCCUCAUCAACGCCAAGAACUCGGUGCCUCAGAACCAGCGCCUCUACCAGAAUGCCUACAGGGCCCACACCCGUCUCUGGCAGAUUGGCCACCGCAGCCGCUGGAUGAUUGCUCCCUACGUCGUCCUCCUCUGGGGAUCCCUCGGCGCCUCCCUCUACGCUGGCGGUCGCAAGGUCGCCGGCUACAACACCUGGUUCGGCCCCAACUAA
Molecule: messenger RNA, 213 nt
Organism: Clonostachys rhizophaga
Lineage: Eukaryota; Fungi; Ascomycota; Sordariomycetes; Hypocreales; Bionectriaceae
Source: the annotation of a GenBank genome assembly